Messenger RNA from Fomitiporia mediterranea MF3/22, 972 nucleotides. RefSeq lists its product as uncharacterized. The record is from RefSeq and is a predicted model, not a curated record. NCBI's taxonomy places the organism in Eukaryota, Fungi, Basidiomycota, Agaricomycetes, Hymenochaetales, Hymenochaetaceae. Bases 1 to 972 code for a protein of 323 amino acids. The transcript is spliced from 7 exons.
AUGCCUGCUGCUUCCAUCCUCCUGGCUUCCUUCCUUUCCUUCCUCCCGUCUGCGUCGAUUCGCCUUAUCCAAACCUGUUUACGGUCUCCAGAGCUUAUCAUCGCACCUUCAUUCUCCUCCUCCCUCUUUCGGCCUUUACGGCACUUCUGUCCAUCGUCUACUCCGAGGCUUCCCCAUCACUGGCCUUUUCUCUCAGGCCUCUCACCGACGCAAAUUCUCAUUUCGGCAGUACCCGCUCCUUCCUCGUUCUACGCUGCGCCAGAACCCAUGCGGUUCACCCCAUCUCUUUAUCCGACUUCCGACCCUACAAUGGACAAGUCGCAGAGGCGCACAAAUGAUCGCAUCGCGGCAGACGCAGUCCUAUCCCCGUCUCGUCCUGCGUGCUCUCGUCCCGUGCAGGGUCGUAGUGUUGCGUACCAGCGGAACAUGUGUGGCGAUGCGCAGGGAUCAAUUCCCUCUUGUCUCCGCCGCUCGCUGCAAUUAUACAAUUGCUUCCUUUCUUUCGGGGGUCUUCCUAGGGCGCCUGGGCGCUUGAUAGGGUCGCUUGCGAGGAAGAAAGAAGAAUUGAAGAUAAUAGACAUUUGUCCUUCCUCGCUUGCUCCUGUGCAAUUUGCUGCUGCGCCCUUCACAUAUGCCUGGCCGCGCUCGCUUGUGCAUGACGAUCCCCAUCCUUGUUGGGCAUCAUCAGAUGGAAGCAACGUUUGGAGUGUGGCGAGGCGCCUGUUGCUUGAUGAAGCCCGCUCUCGUCUCAUCGCAUUUUCAUCUGCGUUACCUCAAAAAGUAGCUCCUUGUCCUUACCUCUCCAAUCAAUUAAUGAACUCGCGCCUCGGAUAUGCUUAUUUCCGUGAACACCAACACGUCUUCGUACCUCACAUUCCCACGAUAUCGAUGUUCCCUUUCAACCAAUUUUUCACUUCUUUAUCAUUAUUCGGUACAGAACGUCUCCGCACGUCGCGGUUUCGCAAGCUUUAG